AUGGAGCCCACGGAUGAUCCCCAUCUGCAAGAGCUUCGGCGCGAAGUGUGGUAUCUUCCGCACGUCCGCAUCGCUAUCUUUAAGGAGCUCGUGAAGUCAUUGCCACCCGAGCAGUGCGAUUUCGCCUUCAUCCGCUCCUAUCUUACCCUCAACAAGGCAACUUGUCUGGACCUUACACCUUUGCUCUACGAUCUCAUCAUUCUGGACCAGUUCCCCUGGCAUUGCCCUGAUGAGGAACGCAAGAGAGCAUAUGCCGCUGGUGUUCACACCAUCAACAUGACUGGCGGCAUUCCUCUUUGUGUCAGGUGGGAAAGUUUUGCCGACAUGCUCGAGUUCUUCCCCAACGCUAAUACGAUCGUCUUUGGAUCUGGUGAUAUUGUGUUCGAGAAGAAGGGCUCUCGUUGGGAACGCCCUAACACUUUCUUCAUCACGGAGACGGUCUGGGUUGCGAGAGACGGCUCCAUCAAGGACACAAUCCCCUUCUUCCCCAUCGACAAAAUCCAUUACCAAGUUGCCCGCAUGUUGUGUACUGGUUGGUGCGAGGAGGGAGUGCGGCCCUUCAUUGUCCAGGAGGACGGAGAGAUAGAUAUUCCUGAAGCCUUCCUUCAGCCGGUGAGGCACUUCUCCGUCCGUCCUCGCCCUCAAGAGCACGACGACUGGCUGACCAUCUUGGAGCAUCGUGCUGCGAACGGUGUGCGUACGGAUUGUGUCCUAUGGACCAUGGCAGACGGCGAAGAAACGAACGUUCUCCCUCGCCUCGCUCAAGCUGUUCCCAGCACCCUCCGCUCUCUUUCACUCGAGGUCGGCUCCGUUGGCCCCCUCUCCGUGACCCUCGACACUCUCAUGGACAUCAUCGACGAUGACCACUUCCCCAAUCUCGAACGCCUCAUCUUGAGAAUCUACUUCUAUCCUGGUGCUAUGAGAGACGCUGAAGCGACUGAAGCGUGGCGCAGGGGCCUCACAAAUCCGGACUGGACGACAAAUAAACUGCCACCCAAGCUAAAAAUCUCCGUCAAUCUGAUGCUCUACACCCACUUCAUGAACGAUCCCUCGGACGAGGUUGCCGCUACCCAAGACAUGUUCGACGCUCUUCCUCUUCUGUGGAUUGAGAACGCGAGGCGCAAGCUAGGAGAGAGCCGCAAGGAUUGCCUGUUUGUCCAUACCUUCCUGCAAAAUGACAGCCGCGAGCAGCCUUUCGAUCCCCCUUCUGUCGUAGCUCGCCUGAAAGACGCGCUCUUGGGUCCCAACCCCUGA
Molecule: messenger RNA, 1254 nt
Organism: Trichosporon asahii var. asahii CBS 2479
Lineage: Eukaryota; Fungi; Basidiomycota; Tremellomycetes; Trichosporonales; Trichosporonaceae
Exons: 2
Coding region: 1-1254 (417 amino acids)
Source: RefSeq, a predicted model, not a curated record